This is a messenger RNA of Brassica oleracea var. oleracea, 309 nucleotides long. RefSeq names its product probable sodium/metabolite cotransporter BASS6, chloroplastic. The transcript has 3 exons. Lineage: Eukaryota; Viridiplantae; Streptophyta; Magnoliopsida; Brassicales; Brassicaceae. The record is from RefSeq and is a predicted model, not a curated record. The coding region runs from base 48 to 308 and encodes 86 amino acids.
ACUCGGUUGUGUCUCCGUUUGGAGCAACCAUAGUGUUGCUGGUAACAAUGUUUCAUCUCUCAGCUUUCCUAUCUGGAUACUUUCUUACCGGUUCCGUCUUUAGAAACGCUCCAGACUCUAAAGCCUUGCAAAGAACAUUGUCCUAUGAAACUGGAAUGCAGAGCAGUCUUUUGGCUCUAGCGCUGGCGACUAAGUUCUUUCAAGAUCCUCUUGUUGGGAUUCCUCCUGCAAUAUCUACGGUGGUAAUGUCAUUGAUGGGGUUCACACUCGUUAUGAUAUGGUCUAACGAAAAAGAGCUAAGCAUUUAAA